This is a messenger RNA of Durotheca rogersii, 1822 nucleotides long. Its product is annotated as kinase-like domain-containing protein. The transcript has 2 exons. The coding region runs from base 88 to 1581 and encodes 497 amino acids. The record is from RefSeq and is a predicted model, not a curated record. NCBI's taxonomy places the organism in Eukaryota, Fungi, Ascomycota, Sordariomycetes, Xylariales, Xylariaceae. Gene Ontology annotation, molecular function: protein kinase activity; ATP binding. Gene Ontology annotation, biological process: protein phosphorylation.
GUCUUCCUGCCUCCCUGUCGACCAACCAAUUCGUUCCCCCUCCCGAGAAGAUAGCGCCCCCUAUUCUCAGGAGAGAACCCAGUCAUCAUGUCCGCGCCAUCGUUCCCCGAUACGGUGUUCUCGCUGUGUCCCGUCAACAAUGUUGCGAUAUCUAUCGUAACGGGUGUCAGCUUCACAAAUCUCUCCUAUGACUCCCGCGGAGGACCCCGGCUCGAGUUCGGAUACCGGUGGACCAGCCAGGAUAGGAAUCCACUCCUCACGUUCGCGACGGUCGGUAGCUUGGGUAGGCAAGUUGAUGUCUAUGACUCGACUGGAGUCCUUGCUCCUGUCCAUUGCGCCUUCGUCGUCAACUACAAGACCGGUGUUCUGCUGGUCGAGGACAGGUCCAACGGACUCACUCAAAUCUGUCCUCGCCACGGGGAGACCUUUGCUUCGUUUAUACGUACCAAAGAAGGAUGGCCGCGGGUUGCCAUCGUCGACGGGAUUAACUCGUAUAUCCUCUUGGGCGACGCAGAUGGCCCCCAGGCCAAGUUCUUCGUCGACGUGCACAAGUCUCCAGACCAGAUUCUAGACCAUGUGCAGAGGCGAAUGGCGGCGUUAGAUUUGGCAACACGACGUAAAUGUCUUCGCACAUAUCCCGGCCAAACACCUGCCCCGGAGGGCGUUAGAAUCCUACACCACCCCUUACAGGAAUUGGGACGUGGUGGCUUUGGUAGGGUCAUGAAGACUGUCGAUCUCUACUCGGGUGAUUUUCUGGCCGUAAAAGUGCUGGCCCGCCCCCGAGACCCUCAGAAGUAUGCCAACUGGGUUAAAUCCGUCAAGAUGGCGCGGGAGCGCGAGGUGGCAACCAUGCGACGGAUUUCACACCCCUACGUGGUGAGGUAUCUCGGCUCUCAGGGGUGGUCCACUUCCAACGUCGAGAUCUUCAUGGCGAUGAAGCGCGGCAGCCUGUACAACUUGGUGGACCGGCACCAGAACCCCCAGGAGUUGGUCGGCCGCAUCGCCAACCCGGUGACGCUGCAGAUCCUCAGCGCGCUCGACUGCCUCGCCUUCAACCGGCUCGUCCACCGUGACGUCAAGCCCGACAACAUCCUCUGGGAGUUCGACGAGCGCGGCGACUACGUCUUCAAGCUCGCCGACUUCGGGCUCGCCAACGACGAGGCGCGCGCCCGCAGCAUCUCCGGCACCGUCGGCUACGCCGCCCCUGAGAUAUGGGAGCGCGGUCGCCAGUCGCCCAAGGUCGACAUGUGGUCCUUCUUCGUUACGCUCAUGUGGCUCAUCGAGCCCGACUUCCGCUCCUGGGUCGACGACGGUGAGGCCCGCGCCAUCCACCGCGCCGUCAUCCAGGCCGCCAUAUACGACGUCCGCUUCCGCAACACGCGCGAGAUGGCCAUCUACGACCCCGGCCUCCGCUCCUCCGCCGCACACUUCCUCGCCAACGUCUUUCAGCGCCCCUCGUACCUCACCACCCCCAUCGCCGAUAUCCCCAAGCGUCACCCCGACCACUUCGACUUAUGGAUCCGCAGCGUCUACGAUGGCUCCAGCCCAUACAGCCAGGCUAUCAAGGAUAUCAUGCCGUGAAGCGGCCGAGUAGUAUAUAUACAUGGUGUAGAUAUAAUCCUGACAGUCUCGGGAGGUGGGGGGGGAAUGGGGAGUGCUGACUUUAUGCUUGGUCAAGGAGUAGGCGUUUAUAUAUACAUAUAUCAGCUCUUGUAUUCAUUGCUUGUAUUGCUAUCGAGAUUACGAGUAUAGGUGGGAAGCGCGUGGACGCCGUGUAAGUGGAUUUCCAACAUUUGCCUUGUGCGGGUUAUGCUGCACGGCU